AUGAGGCCGAGUCGUCUUUUGUCCAUCGCGGCUGUGGCUGCUUCGGCAGCCGAAGCAACCGUGCUGCCCGAGGAUUCGGUUCAGGAGCAGGGGCCAAUGAAGAUGGACGUAAAGGGCUCGGGAGAUUUGAUCUGGGAAGGGUUACCGACGCGGGACUCUGUCAGCGGGGCCGUGCUAGGUGCUAUCGGCGCCGGGACACGUCUGGGCAGAUGGGCAGUGGGAUACUCUGACCGCGACGGGGCGGUGGAGAUCAAGACUACGAUCGAUGCUCCACAGCAAGCCGGUGAUGCCCCGAGGCCGGAUCAAAAUGGAGAAACGGACGAGCCGACAAACAUGAGCGUCAUCGACAUCAUCCGGCAGAGCGACCGAGCGACAUACUUUUCCAAGCUUUUGGAGUCGUACGACAAGCUCCGAAGGAUGCUCGAAGACGGGAGCCGGGAGUUCACCGUCUUUGUGCCCACCGACGAGGCAUUCCGGGCGCUCGAGGGGUUCGAGAGGAGCGGGGGCGCGCUGCUGGGGGAGAUGCUCGAGUACCACGUCGUCGAGGGCCGGCAUACCGCCGACGGACUCCGCGGGGCGGGAACCCUUGCGACGGUCCUCGAAGAGUACGACCUCGGCGGCCGGCGGCAGAGGUUGAGGAUUGGGGUCGGGUUGCUGGGGCUCGAGGUGAACCUUUACGGCCGGGUUGUUGGCCAAUCUAAAGAAGGGAGAGACGGGAUGGUGCACUACCUCGACGGAGUCCUCGUACCGCCGCCGCGGUGCGCCACGCUCGCCGAGGCGUUGCCGGGGCGGCUGGGGACGUUUUCGCGGGCGCUGGGGAGGACCGAGUUGGGCAUGGAGGGUGAGUCGCGGCGCGGCGGCAGCGUGACGCUUUUUGCGCCGUCGGAUGAGGCGUGGGAGGAGACACUGAGCGGCGAGGGCCGACGGUUCCUAUUUUCCAGGGAGGGGACGGCGUGGCUGCGGGCGCUGGUGAGGUAUCACGUCGUCGAGGGGGCGGUGUACAUGGGCGGGGGUGCUAGGGGAGAGGAUGGAAGGGGCAGCAGGGAGGUCCGGAAUCUGCUGGGGGACAAAGUCUCGGUGGAGGUUGAUGGGCCGGAGGGGGCGGGUGUGGUGCGGGUGGACGGGGUGGCGGUCUCAGUGAGGGACGUGCCGGCGCGGGACGGGGUUCUGCACGUCCUGGACGGCGUGCUUCUCCCGCCGGCGCCGGGGGCAGAGACUGGGGUGGCGGGCGGGCGCCGCGGUCGGGUCAGCGUCGAGGGGCUCAAGGCGCGGCUGGGCCGGUUCGUGAAAGAGGCGGACGGGGUCGAGAGCGAGGAGCUGUAG
Molecule: messenger RNA, 1323 nt
Organism: Colletotrichum higginsianum IMI 349063
Lineage: Eukaryota; Fungi; Ascomycota; Sordariomycetes; Glomerellales; Glomerellaceae
Product: Fasciclin domain family protein
Exons: 2
Coding region: 1-1323 (440 amino acids)
Source: RefSeq, a predicted model, not a curated record